Glycine soja is the source of this 1337-nucleotide messenger RNA. RefSeq names its product WAT1-related protein At1g43650-like. The transcript is spliced from 7 exons. Lineage: Eukaryota; Viridiplantae; Streptophyta; Magnoliopsida; Fabales; Fabaceae. Gene Ontology annotation, cellular component: plasma membrane. The record is from RefSeq and is a predicted model, not a curated record. Gene Ontology annotation, molecular function: transmembrane transporter activity. Bases 88 to 1185 code for a protein of 365 amino acids.
AACAAACAAGCCAUAUACUGAGUUCAAAAAUCUCUAUAUAUUGAACAAUUUUCCUUGCUAGGUGGUCACUCAGAGGUAGCAGACAAAAUGAAGAGUUUUUUGUUGUGGCGUGUGGCCAUUGUGGAAAAAAAUAGACCCUAUGUUGCAAUGUUGUUCAUUCAGUUUGUGUAUGCUGGAAUGGCCUUGCUUUCCAAGGCUGCAAUUUCCAAGGGAAUGAGCCCUUAUGUGUUUGUUGUUUAUAGACAAGCCUUUGCAUCAGUUGCUCUAUCUCCAUUUGCUUUCUUUGACAGCAAGCAACCAGCUCCUUUGUCAUGCAACUUGUUGUGCAAAUUGUUUCUAGUUUCCCUUGUUGGGUUAACUGCAAGUUCAAACCUUUACUAUGUUUCAAUCAACUACACCACUGCAACAUUUGCUGCAGCCGCCACAAAUACUGUCCCUGCCAUUACUUUCAUCAUGGCUGUUUUAAUUAGGAUGGAAAGCAUUUCCAUAAAACGUGUGCAUGGAUUGGCCAAGAUUUUGGGGUCCGUUCUAAGCCUUGCUGGGGCAAUAACAUUUGCUUUAGUUAAAGGACCUCACCUGGGUUUCAUGAAAUGGUAUCCAGAAAAUCAGAACCAUAGUUCUCACCCUUUAACAAUUGUGCACUCCAAAGGUGAUACUAUUAGAGGCUCUCUUUUGAUGCUCUCAGGUAACACUGCAUGGUCCUUGUGGCUUAUCUUGCAGGGAUUUGUUGUGAAGCAGUACCCAGCAAAAUUUCGCCUCACUGCUAUACAAUGCUUGUUUAGCUUCAUGCAGUCUACUGUUGUGGCUGUUGCAGUAGAGAGGAAUAAUCCUUCAGCAUGGAGGCUUGGAUGGGAUAUUCAUCUUCUUUCUGUGGCUUACUGUGGUGUAAUUGUAACAGGCAUUUGUUAUUGGCUGCAAGUCUGCACAAUAGAGACUAAAGGCCCGGUUUUCACAGCAAUGUUCACCCCUCUAGCUCUUAUAAUCACAGCAAUAUUCUCAGCACUUUUGUGGAAAGAAACACUUUACUUGGGAAGUGUUGGUGGCACUGUUUUACUAGUGGUUGGACUCUACAGUGUCCUUUGGGGGAAGAUCAAGGAGAGUGUAAAGGAGGGUGUAAAAGGAGAAAACCUAGAAGUUGAAGAAACAAAAGAGGAACCCAGAUUGGAGUGCAUUGUACAGCAUUGAUUAGACUAAAAUUCUGCAAAAGACUGUAUGAUCCCACUUAAAAUUUAGCAAAAGAUGUCCCUACAAGUUGAAUGUCCUAUUUCUUAAUUAUGCAUCUUUGUAUUAUGUGUAUAUCUUAUUAUCUUUUAAUCAGACGUAUUUUUUCUUUUUUA